AUGAAGGUGAUCCUUCUGACUGCUGCUCUUCUUGCUUUGGUGUCUGUGACCUGGUUGAAGGCAGUGUGGCUGGGAAGGCUGGACCCUAAGCAGCUCCUCGGGCCCUGGUACAUCCUGGCCAUGGCCUCCCAUGCAAAGGACUUCAUGUUGGAGAAGGGCAUGAAGAAUGUGGAAGGUGUCGUGGUGACUCUUACUCCAGAUAACAAAUUGAGAGUUCAGUCUUCUCGGCAUGGGCUAGAUGGGUGUCAUCAGAGCACGGUGGAGCUGCUGAAGCAAGAUUCCCGAUGGGUGUUUGAGAAUCCCUCUCUGGGUGUAUUGGAUUAUCGGGUACUGGGCACUAACUUCAAAGACUACGCUGUCAUCUUCACACAGCUGGAAUUUGGGGAUGAGGUCUUCAACACAGUGGAGUUGUACAGUCGAACUGAGGUGGCCAGCCACGAAGCCGUUCAGCUGUUCACGAAAUGGAGCCAUGGUCUGGGCUUCUUGUCUCAACAGCAGGCCCAGCUGCAGAGGGACUUCACUUGUGCACACAAGAUCCUCCGGGAAGGCCACCUUUCUGUGCAUCACUCUCGGCUCCCUGGGGAGCAGGAGGAGCCUGGGGCUCUGGGUGGACCAUCUCCAAAGCCUGUGUAGCCCAUGUGGGGACGAUGGCUAACAUGAGCUCGACCACAACACCUGCCCUGGUUUUUAGUGAGCGUCACACCCGAGAGAUGGCACCGCAGCAUCCUGGCAUCCUGGUGGAGAUGUGCAGGCACUGUCUUUGCACAGUGGCUGGUGGUACUGGUGUUGGUCAGUUGCUCCCCUAGGCUCUCGCUUGGGUUAAAAUAAAGUGAUUUUACAAGUAAA
This is a messenger RNA of Grammomys surdaster, 846 nucleotides long. It is a transcript of the gene Lcn6, whose product is annotated as lipocalin 6. The record is from RefSeq and is a predicted model, not a curated record. NCBI's taxonomy places the organism in Eukaryota, Metazoa, Chordata, Mammalia, Rodentia, Muridae. Bases 1 to 633 code for a protein of 210 amino acids. The transcript is spliced from 6 exons. Gene Ontology annotation, molecular function: small molecule binding.